Molecule: messenger RNA, 936 nt
Organism: Saccharomycodes ludwigii
Lineage: Eukaryota; Fungi; Ascomycota; Saccharomycetes; Saccharomycodales; Saccharomycodaceae
Gene: SER2
Product: phosphoserine phosphatase
Exons: 1
Coding region: 1-936 (311 amino acids)
Biological process (GO): dephosphorylation; L-serine biosynthetic process
Cellular component (GO): cytoplasm
Molecular function (GO): L-phosphoserine phosphatase activity; magnesium ion binding
Source: RefSeq, a predicted model, not a curated record
AUGACCCAAUCCUACUUUAUUACUUGUAUUUCAAACGAUAUUGAUAAAUAUCCAUUAACUGAAAAAUAUAUUGAUAAAUUUAUCAACGAUAAUAAAACAGUUUUAGAAAAAGAUUCAACUGUUAGUGAUGUACUAGUAUUACAUCCUCUAAAAGCAAUCAGAAUCCCAGUAAACAGUAACGAUCUCCCAUUGAAAUAUAAUCCAGUUGAAGUUUCAGUCAAUAUCAACAAUUAUGACCACUUUAAACCCAAAUUGAUGGUUUUUGAUAUGGAUUCCACAUUAAUUUACCAAGAAGUCAUUGAGUUAAUAGCCAAAUAUGCUAAUGUCGAGGACAAAGUCCGUGAUAUAACUACAAGAGCAAUGAAUAAUGAGUUAAAUUUUAAACAAUCAUUAAAAGAACGCGUUUCAUUGUUAAAAGGUAUUGAGUUGCCUAAAUUAUUGAAUGAUAUUUGCGAAAAUCAAAUCGUUUUGACCAAAGGGGUCAGAGAGUUGAUUUAUUUUCUUCAAAAUUAUAAAAGUACUGUCACUACUACAAAGACUGCUGUUUUAAGUGGUGGGUUUAUACCAUUUGCCAAAUAUGUUCAAAAUAUUUUGAAAUUAGACUAUAUGAGGGCUAAUGAAUUGGGUUUGACUAACCAUGGCCAAACUUUAGAUGGCACUGUAAUCGGUGAAAUUGUUGAUGGACAAUAUAAGGCAAAAACCUUGGUGGAAUUGGCAUCGAUUAAUAAUAUUGACAUCAAAGAUACUUGUAUGGUUGGUGAUGGAGGAAAUGAUCUGCCUGCUAUGAAAGCUGCCGGUUAUGGAAUUGCUUGGAAUGCUAAACCUAUUGUACAGCAACAGGCACCCUGCAAAUUGAAUUCUGAUACUAUAUUGGACAUUUUGUACAUUUUUGGAUUUACCAAACAGGACAUAGACCAAGUGUUAUCUAGUAUGUAA